Messenger RNA from Aegilops tauschii subsp. strangulata, 1710 nucleotides. RefSeq lists its product as uncharacterized. Gene Ontology annotation, molecular function: DNA binding; transposase activity; zinc ion binding. The record is from RefSeq and is a predicted model, not a curated record. Gene Ontology annotation, biological process: DNA transposition. NCBI's taxonomy places the organism in Eukaryota, Viridiplantae, Streptophyta, Magnoliopsida, Poales, Poaceae.
AUGAAGGAGUUUAGGAUGUGUUUCAAGACUUACGCAGUGAAACAUGAGUUUGAUGCCAAGACUGUUUGGACUGAUAGAAAGAAGUUUUAUGCGAGGUGCAGAGGAUUUGAUGGUAGUGUCAAGCCUUGCAAGUGGUACAUAUCUGCUAGACUGCAACCUGAUGGAAGUACUGUCAGGGUUAACCAAAUCCCCAAUCAACAUACUUGUAUUACAAGUUCACAGAGAGUAUCAACCAUGACAUCACAACUUUGGGUUGCAGAAAAGAUCACCCCAAUUUUAGCCAAAACACCAAACACUACUACCAGGAAACUCAAAGUAGACUUGGAAAAGAUGUACUCCAUUAAACUGAAAUAUACCACAGUGUGGAAGGCAAAACAAAGGGCAAUGAAAAAUUUAUAUGCUGAUUGGGAAAAUACAUUUAGGAUGCUUUACAACUUCAAAGCAGAGGUGGAAAAGAUGUCACCUGGCAGUGUUGUGGAGAUAGAUACAGAGGUAUCAGCCGAAGUUGAAGUCAAGUUCUCCAAGUUUUUUAUGGCUUUGAAGCCUUGCAUCAAUGGCUUCAAAGCAGGGUGCCGUCCAUAUUUGAGCAUAGACUCAUCAUUUUUGACUGGCAAGUGGAAUGGUCAGUUGGCAGCAUGCAAUGCUCUAGAUGGAUACAACUGGAUGUUUCCUAUUGCUGUUGGCUUGUUUCAGUCAGAAACAGAGGCUUCAUGGACAUGGUUCAUGAUCGAGUUGAAAAGAUGCCUAGGGCCAGUGCCACCUUUGGCUAUACACACAGAUGCAUGUAAGGGGCUUGAAAAUUCAGUGAAAAAUGUUUUCCCACAUGCUGAGCAGAGGGAGUGCUUCGGUCAUUUGUGGAUGAAUUUGAUCAAAAAAUUUAGAGGAAAAGAAUUUGGGCGCAUGUGGCCAGCAGCAAGAUCUUACACUAGACACACACACAAAUAUCAUCUUGAUAAGAUAAUGGCAGCAUGUGAUGAGUUUGGUCCAUGGCUGAACACCUACCAUUCUUUGUUAUGGUACAGGUCAGCAUUCAACACUGCCAUCAAGUGUGACCACAUCAACAACAAUUUGGCAGAGAGUUUCAACAACAAGGUGAAGGAGUUACAAGAUUUGCCUGUGCAUGACAUGGUUGACCAAAUCAGGAUCAUGCUCAUGCGGUUGUGGGAAUUGAGAAGAAGGAUAGGUGAUUGUUUGCAAGGUGAUAAGCUUCUAGGAGUGGUACAACAGGUGGUCAAUAGGAGCAGAUGUCUUUCACAUUUGUUUGUUGAAAAAUAUUCACCUUGGGGUGCUGAAGUUAGAGAUAACAAAACUGGAAGGAGACAUGUUGUUAACACUGAAUUGCAUGAUUGCACUUGCCUCGAGUGGCAACACACUGUCAACAUUCAGACUGAAGAAACUGAUGUGGAGGUGCACACCGGAGAAACUGAAAUUGCAGUCAACAUUCAGACUGAAGAAACUGCUCUCGAGGUUGAAACUGAACCUGAGCGUGUCGAGGUUCAGAUUGAAGAAACCCAUGUUGAGGUACACACCGAAGAAACUGAAACUGCUGUCAACAUUCAGACUGAAGACACUGAUCUCGAGGGUGUUGGCGAGGUGUUGAAAAGACUGGUGAAGAAAACCAAGAUGAUCAGUGAACUUGUGUGUGUAUUAGAACCAAAAACAAGAAGUGCUAAGGAGAAGAAGGGCACACGACGUGGUAGUAAGAGGUAG